GGUUCAGCUAAGUUACUUUCUCACCUGACGGUCCGUCGCAGCAGGGAGCCAUUCUUUCUCCGCUUUGAAAACCUUUCACCUGAUUAACUUGUUUUAUAGACAGCAUUUAUCAACCUCGAUAAAUCCUGUUUCUUGUUUUUCAAGAAGAGUCCAGCAGGAGAGAGCAAAACCCCCUGGACCCAGCUGUGUCUCCAUGAAGAGUUACCACUUUAUGAAACAACCUUGGAAAUGUAAAGAUGGAAAUCAGUCUAUUGAGAAGAGCCCAGAGAAGCAGGAGAGAGCAGACUCUCCUGGACCAAGCUGUGCCUCCAUGAAGAGUGACUGGUCUAGGGGUCAUCCUGUUAGGUUUAAAGAUGGACGCCCCUCCAGAGAGGAGAGACACCAGGAGAGGUCAAAGGUUACCAGAGCUCAGUCUGUACAGCAGCGUCAAACUGAGCUGAUCAAGAGGGCUGAGGAGAACGCACAUGCUUUUCUAGACAAGGAGCUGAAGAAGCUCUGGAGGGAUCUCUUCUCAGAUUACCCACAAUGCUCAGAGAGGGAGGAAGGGGAGGAGGUGGAUGGUAAGAAGGAGGAGCAGAGGAGGCGCGCCAUAGAGGGAGUGGUGGACAUCACAAAGCUCUGCCUGAUGGAUAUGAACCAGAAGGGACUGGCCGACAAACUGUUGAGCGGUCUCCAGUCUACUAUGGAUAAAGAGAGAAAGGAGGGGGGUCCUACCUCUAAGACCACUAUGUCUGGGGAACAUGGCUGCCAGAGCAAAGCUAAGAGCCCAGAGCAGCAGCAGAGAGCAGACUCCCCUGGACCCAGCUGUGUCUCCAUGAAGAGUGACCGGUCUAUGGAUGAACCUGUUACCUUUAAAGAUGGACGCCCCUCCAGAGAGGAGAGGAGGCAGCAGAGAGCAGACUCCCCUGGACCCAGCUGUGUCUCCAUGAAGAGUGACUGGUCUAUGGAUCCACCUUAUAACUUUAAAGAUGGACGCCCCUCCAGAGAGGAGAGCCCAGAGCAGCAGAAGAGAGCAGUCUCUCCUGGACCCAGCUAUGUCUCCAUGAAGAGUGACCGCUCUAUGAAAAAACCUCCUGACCUUAAAGAUGGACGCCCCUCCAGAGAGGAGAGCCCAGAGCAGCAGCAGAGAGCAGUCUCUCCUGGACCCAGCUGUGUCUCCAUGAAGAGUGACCACUCCAUGGAUAAACCUCUUGAGCUUAAAGAUGGACGCCCCUCCAGAGAGGAGAGACCACACCAGAAGAAUUCAAAGGUUACCAGGCCUGUACAGAAGCAUCAAACAGAGCUGAUCAAGAGGGCUGAGGAGAACGCACACGCAUUCCUAGACAUGGAGCUGAAGAAGCUCUGGAGGGAUCUCUUCUCAGAUUACCCACAAUGCUUAGAGGGUCAGAGAGUGGAGGGGGAGGAGGUGGAUGGUAAGAAGGAGGAGCAGAGGAGGCGCGCCAUAGAGGGAGUGGUGGACAUCACAAAGCUCUGCCUGAUGGGGAUGAACCAGGAGGAACUGGCCGACACACUGUGGGGCGGAUCUGCUGCUGUCGAUUGCCAACAUAAAAUGAAGUCUCAUUUGAAGAAGAAGUUCAGGUGUGUGUUUGAGGGAAUCUCUAAAGCAGGAAAGCGAAUAGAUCUGCACGACUUCUACACAGAGAUCUUCAUCACAGAGGGAGGCAGUGGAGAGGUCAACAAGGAACAUGAGGUCAGACUGAUUGAAACAGCUUCCAGGAAACCAGCCAAGGAAGAAACACCAAUCAGAUGUGAGGACAUCUUUAAACCCUUACCUGGACACGAUCAACCAAUCAGGACGAUAAUGACAACUGGAGUGGCCGGCAUUGGUAAAACCGUCUUAACACACAAGUUCACUCUGGACUGGGCUGAGGGCAAAACCAACCAGGACACACACUUCACAUUUCUCCUCACUUUCAGAGAGCUGAAUUUACUGAAAGGGAAAGAGUUUAGCUUGGUGGAACUUCUUCAUUACCUCUUUAUUGAGACCAAAGAAGCAGGAAUCUGCAGAUUCGACCCGUUCCAAGUUGUCUUCAUUUUGGAUGGUCUGGAUGAGUGUCGACUUCCUCUGGACUUCCAGAACAAACGGAUAUGGAAUGAUGUCACAAAAUCCACCUCGGUGGACGUGCUGCUGACAAACCUCAUCAGGGGCGACCUGCUUCCCUCUGCUCGCAUUUGGAUAACCACACGCCCUGCGGCAGCCAAUCAGAUCCCUGCUGAGUGUAUUGACAUGGUGACAGAGGUGAGGGGGUUCACCGACCAACAGAAGGAGGAGUAUUUCAGGAAGAGAUUCAGAGAGGAGACGCUGGCCAGCACAAUCAUCUCCCACGUCAAGAAAUCACGAAGCCUCCACAUCAUGUGUCACAUCCCAGUCUUCUGUUGGAUCACUGCUUCAGUUCUGGAGGACAUCUUCAAAAAAUCCCAGAUCGAAGAGAUGCCCAAGACCGUGACUCAGAUGUACAGCCACUUCCUGAGGGUUCAGUCCAUACAGGGGGACAGGAAGUACCAUGGGAGGGCUGAAACAGAUCCAGACUGGAGUUCAGAGAACAGGCAGAUCAUUGUUUCUCUGGGAAAACUGGCUUUUAACCAGCUGGAGAAAGGCAACCUGAUCUUCUACGAGGAAGAUAUGACAGAGUGUGACAUCAAUAUCAGAGCAGCCUCAGUGUACUCAGGAGUGUUCACCCAGAUCUUUAAAGAGGAGUGUGGGCUGUACCAGGACAAGGUGUUCUGCUUUGUCCAUCUGAGCAUCCAGGAGUUUAUGGCUGCCCUUUAUGUCUUCUGGUCCUUUAUCAACAAUGGGGUCAAUAUGCUCUCAACCUCCAGGAAAGAUAAACUCCUCCUCUACCAGAGUGCUGUGGACAAGGCCUUACAGAGUGAGAACGGACACCUGGACUUGUUCCUCCGCUUCCUCCUGGGCCUCUCUCUGGAGACCAAUCAGGUUGUCCUACGAGGUCUACUGGGACAGAAAAAAAGAUCACUGACCACUCAGAUUAAAACAGGUCUGCUGCGUCUGAAAGGAAGUAGCUCACGGACAAAUAAGGGAACAGUGUCUUACAUUCAGGAGAAGAUAAAAGGAGAUCUAUCUCCAGAGAGAAGCAUCAAUCUGUUCCACUGUCUGAAUGAGCUGAACGACUGUUCUCUAGUGAAGGAGAUCCAACAGUACCUGAUAUCAGGAAGUCUCUCCAGAGAAUCUCUCUCCCCUGCUCAGUGGUCAGCUCUGGUCUUCAUCCUACUGACAUCAGAAGAGGAGCUGCACGUGUUUGACCUGAAGAAAUACUCUGCUUCAGAAGAUGGUCUUCUCAGGCUGCUGCCAGUGGUCAAAGCCUCCAAAACAUCUCUGCUGAAGGACUGUGAUCUGUCAGAGAGAUGCUGUAAAGCUCUGGCCUCAGUUCUCAGCUCCAACUCCUCUAGUCUGAGAGAGCUGGACCUGAGUACCAAUGAUCUGCAGGAUUCAGGAGUGAAGCUGCUCUCUGCUGGUCUGGGGAGUCCCCACAGUACACUGGAAACUCUCAGGCUGAAGGGCUGUCAUCUGUCAGAGAGAUGCUGUGAAGCUCUGGCCUCAGUUCUCAGCUCCAACUCCUGUAGUCUGAGAGAGCUGGACCUGAGUACCAAUGAUCUGCAGGAUUCCGGAGUGAAGCUGCUCUCUGCUGGACUGGGGAGUCCCCACUGUACACUGGAAACUCUCAGGCUGAAGGGCUGUCAUCUGUCAGAGAGAUGCUGUGAAGCUCUGGCCUCAGUUCUCAGCUCCAACUCCUGUAGUCUGAGAGAGCUGGACCUGAGUACCAAUGAUCUGCAGGAUUCCGGAGUGAAGCUGCUCUCUGCUGGACUGGGGAGUCCCCACUGUACACUGGAAACUCUCAGCUUGUCAGGCUGCCUGGUCACACAGGAAGGCUGUGCUUCUCUGGCCUCAGCUCUGAGCUCCAACCCCUCCCAUCUGAGAGAGCUGGACCUGAGCUACAAUCACCCAGCAGACUCUGGAACUGCGCUGCUCUCUGCUGGACUGGAGGAUCCACGCUGGAGACUGGACACUCUCAGUGUGGAGCACGGUGGAGAGUGGAGGCUGAAACCAGCUCCACUGAGAUAUGCCUGUGAACUCACACUGGAUCCCAACACGGCCCACAGACACCUCUCUCUGUCUGAGGACAACAGGAAGGUGACGCGGGUUGAAGAGGACCAGUCGUAUCCGGAUCACCCAGACAGAUUUGACUCCCAGACCCAGGUGUUGGGUAGAGAGGCUCUGACUGGCCGCUGUUACUGGGAGGUAGAGUGGGGAGGAUGGGUUGAUAUAGGAGUGACAUACAGAGGAAUCACAAGGAGAGGAGAGGGUGAUGACAGCCUGCUUGGAGGGAACAACAAGUCCUGGAGUCUUUAUUGUAAUGAUGGUCGUUACUCUGCCCGGUACAACGGUACAGGGACAGUCCUCCCUCUCCGCCCCGCUGGCUCCACCAGAGUAGGAGUGUAUCUGGACCGGCCUGCUGGCACUCUGUCCUUCUACAGAGUGUCCCCAGGUGGAGGAGGAUCCUCAGACACACUGACACACCUCCACACCUUCUGUUCCUCCUUCACCCAGGAGGACCUCCUCCCGGGGGUUAGGGUAGAGUGGUGGCGGACCCCAGGGGGGACAUGGGGGUCCUCAGCGUCUCUGUGUCGGUUGUAGAAAAAAAAAAAACGGGCGCGGGGAGCAGGGGGGGCCC
Molecule: messenger RNA, 4691 nt
Organism: Gadus chalcogrammus (walleye pollock)
Lineage: Eukaryota; Metazoa; Chordata; Actinopteri; Gadiformes; Gadidae
Product: NLR family CARD domain-containing protein 3-like
Exons: 18
Coding region: 194-4654 (1486 amino acids)
Molecular function (GO): protein binding
Source: RefSeq, a predicted model, not a curated record